Molecule: messenger RNA, 3677 nt
Organism: Jaculus jaculus (lesser Egyptian jerboa)
Lineage: Eukaryota; Metazoa; Chordata; Mammalia; Rodentia; Dipodidae
Gene: Nos2
Product: nitric oxide synthase 2
Exons: 26
Coding region: 269-3358 (1029 amino acids)
Biological process (GO): nitric oxide biosynthetic process
Molecular function (GO): heme binding; FMN binding; NADP binding
Source: RefSeq, a predicted model, not a curated record
CCGCCGCGUCGGCCCCGCCAGUUCGGUGACACAGGAUGACCUCAAGAGUCACAGCCCUGGCAAGCACCAGAACGGGCCCCCCCGGCCGCUCACAGGGACAGCACAGAAAUCUCCAGAAUCCCUAGACAAGCUGCAUGUGCCUCCAACGACGUGCCCACAGUAUGUGAAGAUCAAAAACUGGGGCACUGGAGUGAUCUUGCAAGAUACCCUUCAUCAAAAGGCCAAAUCGGAUUUCACCUGCAAGUCCAAAUCUUGCUUGGGGUCCAUCAUGAACCCCAAGAGUUUGACCAGAGGACCCAGGGACAAGCCCACCCCGCUAGAGGAGCGUCUACCUCAAGCUAUUGAAUUUAUCAACCAGUAUUACGGCUCCUUUAAAGAGGCAAAAAUAGAGGAACAUCUGGCCAGGCUGGAAGCUGUGACAAAGGAGAUAGAAACAACAGGAACCUACCAGCUGACAGGGGAUGAGCUCAUUUUCGCCACCAAGCUGGCCUGGCGCAAUGCCCCCCGCUGCAUUGGUCGGAUCCAGUGGGCCAACCUGCAGGUCUUAGAUGCCCGGAGUUGUACCACCGCCAAGGAGAUGUUCCAGUAUAUCUGUAGACACCUGCGUUACGCCACCAAUAACGGCAACAUCAGGUCGGCCAUCACCGUGUUCCCGCAGCGGAGCGAUGGGAAGCAUGACUUCCGCGUCUGGAACUCGCAGCUCAUCCGGUAUGCUGGCUACCAGAUGCCCGAUGGCUCCAUCAGAGGCGACCCUGCUAACUUGGAGUUCACCCAGCUGUGCAUCGACCUGGGCUGGAAGCCCCGUUACAGCCGCUUCGAUGUGCUGCCUCUGGUCCUGCAAGCCGAUGGCCGAGACCCCGAGAUCUUCGAAAUCCCUCCUGACCUUGUGCUGGAGGUGCCCAUGGAACAUCCCAAGUAUGAGUGGUUCCGGGACUUGGAGCUGAAGUGGUAUGCCCUGCCUGCUGUGGCCAACAUGCUUCUGGAGGUGGGCGGCCUCGAGUUCCCGGCCUGUCCCUUCAACGGCUGGUACAUGGGCACGGAGAUUGGAGUGCGGGACUUCUGUGACUCUCAGCGCUACAACAUCCUGGAGGAAGUGGGCAGAAGGAUGGGCCUAGAGACCCACACACUGGCCUCACUCUGGAAAGACCGGGCUGUCACUGAGAUCAACGUGGCGGUGCUGUAUAGUUUCCAGAAGCACAACGUGACCAUCAUGGACCACCACUCGGCCGCCGAGUCCUUCAUGAAGCACAUGCAGAACGAGUACCGGGCCCGCGGCGGCUGCCCCGCCGACUGGAUUUGGCUGGUGCCGCCCAUGUCCGGGAGCCUCACCCCCGUGUUCCACCAGGAGAUGCUGAACUAUGUCCUGUCCCCGUUUUACUACUAUCAGGUGGAGGCCUGGAAGACCCACGUGUGGCAGGAUGGGAAGCUGAGACCCAGGAGGAGAGAGAUCCGGUUCAAAGUCUUGGUGAAGGCGGUGCUCUUCGCCUCUGUGCUGAUGCGCAAGACGCUGGCGUCCCGAGUCAGAGUCACCAUCCUCUUUGCCACGGAGACGGGGAGAUCGGAAGCGCUGGCCCGGGACCUGGGAGCCUUGUUUAGCUGGGCCUUCAACCCUCAGAUCCUCUGCAUGGACCAGUACAAGCUGAGCAGCCUGGAGGAGGAGCAACUCCUGCUGGUGGUGACCAGCACCUUUGGGAACGGAGACUGUCCUGGCAAUGGAGAGACUCUGAAGAAAUCUCUGUUCGUGCUGAAAGAACUGCCCCGUACCUUCAGAUAUGCCGUGUUCGGCCUUGGCUCCAGCAUGUACCCUCAGUUCUGUGCCUUUGCUCAUGACAUUGACCAGAAAUUGUCCCAUCUGGGGGCCAUUCAGCUUGCUCCGAUGGGGGAAGGGGACGAGCUCAGUGGACAGGAGGACGCUUUCCGCAGCUGGGCUGUGCAGACCUUCAAGGCAGCCUGUGAGACGUUUGACAUCCGAGGCCACAUUCAGAUCCCCAAGCUCUACGCUUGCAGUGUGACGUGGGAGCCUCAGCGCUACAGGCUUGCGUGGGACUCGCAGCCCUUAGACCUCAACAAAGCCCUCAGCGCCAUGCAUGCCAAGAAUGUAGUCACCAUGAGGCUCAAAUCUCAGAAGAAUCUGCAGAGUGCCAAGUCCAGCCGCACCACCCUUCACGUACAGCUGUCUUGUGAGGGCAGCCAAAGCCCGAGCUACCUGCCAGGGGAGCACCUUGGAAUUUUCCCAGGAAACCAACUGGCCUUAGUCCAAGGAAUCUUGGAGCGAGUAGUGGACUGCCCGACUCCCCACCAAACUGUGUGCCUGGAGGCACUGGAUGAAAGUGGCAGCUACUGGGUCAGGGACAAAAGACUUCCCCCAUGCUCCCUUAGCCAGGCCCUCACUUACUUCCUGGACAUCACUACCCCCCCGACCCAGCCGCAGCUCCAAAAGCUGGCCUGCCUGGCCACAGAAGAGGCCGAGAGACAGAGGCUGGAGGCUUUGUGCCAGCCCUCAGAAUACAACAAGUGGAAGCUCACCAACAGCCCCACGUUCCUGGAGGUGCUGGAGGAGUUCCCAUCGCUGCGGGUACCCGCUGCCUUCCUGCUGUCCCAGCUCCCCGUUCUGAAGCCACGGUUCUACUCCAUCAGCUCCUCCUGGGACCACACUCCCACCGAGAUCCACCUUACCGUGGCCGUGGUCUCCUACCGCACCCGAGAUGGCCAGGGUCCCCUGCAUCAUGGUGUCUGUAGCACCUGGAUCAGCAAUCUGAAGCCACAGGACCCAGUACCUUGCUUCAUACGGAGUGUCAGUGGCUUCCAACUUCCUGAGGACCCCUCCGUGCCUUGCAUCCUCAUUGGUCCUGGCACGGGCAUCGCACCCUUCCGAAGUUUCUGGCAGCAGCGGCUCCAUGACUUCCAGCACAAAGGGCUCAAGGCGGGCCGCAUGACCCUGGUGUUCGGGUGUCGCCACCCGGAGGAGGACCACCUCUACUGGGAGGAGAUGCUGGAGAUGGCCCGCAAGGGGGUGCUGCACCAGGUGCAUACAGCCUAUUCCCGGCUGCCCGGCAAGCCCAAGGUCUACGUGCAAGAUAUCCUGAGGCAGCAACUGGCUGGUGAGGUGCUCCGCGUGCUCCUCCAGGAGCAGGGCCACCUCUAUGUUUGUGGGGACGUGCGCAUGGCCCGCGACGUGGCCCAGACCUUGAAGCAGCUGGUGGCUGCCAAGCUGACCUUGAGUGAGGAGCAGGUUGAGGACUAUUUUUUCCAGCUCAAGAGCCAGAAGCGUUAUCAUGAAGAUAUCUUUGGUGCUGUUUUUUCCUACGGGGCCAAAAAGGACAGGCGUAUGGGGCCGUCCAGCGACACAAAGCUCUGACAGCCCAGGAGGAGCUAACGCUGAUGACAUGGAAUUUAAUGGUGGGCCUGACUCCACAACUGGGGUCACAGGGUCUGAGAAGAUGGAGAAAGUUAACUUUCCCUAAGCCUCACAUAUUUCCCCUCAUGCCUCUCUUUGUAUUUCUCUUUCUCUCUCCCUCCUUAACCACCCCCCCCCCGACCUCACUGUAGCCCACCUAUGCUUAUGGUAAUGGGGAAAUGGACCUCACUGGCCCCUUGGAGAUGAAUCGCCAGGCUGUGUGAAAAGAGAAAAAAAACAAAACAAAAAAAACCCUUUCUGACAGCAAUACCCUAAUGAC